Molecule: messenger RNA, 1926 nt
Organism: Anopheles nili
Lineage: Eukaryota; Metazoa; Arthropoda; Insecta; Diptera; Culicidae
Gene: Hip14
Product: palmitoyltransferase Hip14
Exons: 4
Coding region: 64-1926 (620 amino acids)
Biological process (GO): protein palmitoylation
Cellular component (GO): Golgi membrane
Molecular function (GO): protein binding; palmitoyltransferase activity
Source: RefSeq, a predicted model, not a curated record
GGAAAAUUGUGCGUGCAGUGCAGCAGAGGGUGCGGCGGCCGUCAUACUCCUCCCUAGCCAGCAAUGUACCAAAGCGCGUGCAGCGCGGCCGCCGGCGGUUGCUCGGAACCUGAGCGCCACGACCGGGACGGCUUGAUAACGCAUGAAACGGCCGUGGCACCGGUCGAACACGAUUACAGCGGGUUCGAUAUCGUCAAAGCGACCCAGUACGGCGCGAUAGCCCGCGUGAAGGAACUCAUCGAGGCAGGAUGGGACGUAAACCAGCCAGACAGCGAAACCGUGACGCUGCUACACUGGGCCGCGAUCAAUAAUAGGAAAGAUAUCAUAAAGUACUUCCUUGAUAAGGGCGCGAUAGUUGACGCGGUUGGGGGCGAACUGAAUGCUACCCCGCUUCACUGGGCAACACGGCAAGGCCACCUGGGAGCUGUCGUGUUGCUGCUCGCUGCCGGGGCUGAUCCGAGUCUUCGCGACGCCGAAGGGUGCUCCUGCAUUCACCUCGCAGCCCAAUUCGGACACACGGCCCUGGUGGCGUACUUCAUCGCACGUGGCGUCAACCCCGAUCUGCAGGAUCGCGGUGGCAUGACGGCGUUGAUGUGGGCCGCAUGGAAGAUUUCGGCUCUCGAUCCGGUGCGGUUAUUGCUGACGCUUGGAGCCAACCCUAGCCUAGCCGAUCACACACAUGGCAACACUGCCCUACAUUGGGCGAUCCUGGCACGCAACGCCACCGCCGUCAGUACGCUUGUGCUGAAGGGCAAGGGAAACAUGGAGGUGCCCAACCUGCGCGGGGAUACUCCGCUCACGAUGCUACAACCGCACCUGGGUUCGAUCUGGAUCGGUUCCAAAGUGUCCGAUCGAAUCCGAGAGCUAACUCAGCAAUCGCACCGUCGCAACCUGCUCGUCCGGAUGACGCUUGAUAAGCGGUUCCGCUGGUGGAGCAUGAUUGCGACCCCGUUUCUAGUGUUCUACCUGGUUGGGUUGGUUUUCUGUGCCGAUACAUUAGGUGUCAUUAAGCUUUUCCUGCUCGCGUGUCUCUACUGUGUGUCGCACACCAUCGGACAGCACCUGUUCGAUGAGAACCUCAUGGCGCUUCUUCCGCUGAGUGUGUACAUGGCCACUAAGCUCUGGUUCUAUGUCACUUGGCUCACGUACAUUGCCCCAACCGUUUCGUUCCUGGCGUCGUUAGCAUUUCUGGCGUGCAGUGCGGGACUUUGGGUUUGUUUCCUCAAGUCCUGGCGCGGAAAUCCUGGAGUCAUACAGCCCACGCAAGAGCAACGGUUUAGGACCAUCAUCGAGCUGUCGGAGCGUGGAGCGAGUGGAUUUGAACCAUCGGCCUUCUGUUCCGCUUGCCUAGUUCGCCGACCGGUCCGUUCCAAGCACUGUUCCGUUUGCGAUCGGUGCGUUGCGCGAUUCGAUCAUCAUUGUCCGUGGGUUGGCAAUUGCAUCGGAGCAAAAAAUCAUAAAUACUUUAUGGGAUUCUUGUGGAUGCUGCUGAUAAUGUGCGCUUGGAUGCUGUACGGCGGCUCAAACUUUUACGUGCAAACAUGUGCCAUCAAUAUGGAUGACGGGUUGUGGUCUGCACUCGUUGCGAUUGGUUCAUGUAAUCCGUGGGUUGGAUGGGUGAUGGGAAACGCUUUGCUUCACAUGUCCUGGGUAACCGUGCUAACCGUAUGCCAGAGCUAUCAGGUCGUGUGUCUGGGAAUGACGACGAACGAGCGCUUGAAUCGCGGCCGAUAUCGCCACUUCCAGGCGAAGGGCGGCAAGAGUCCGUUCAAUCGUGGCCCAGUGAAAAAUCUGUUCGAUUUCCUCGAGUGCAGCUGCUUUGGGAUGGUGCAACCGCAAAGCACCGAUUGGAUGGAGUUCUUCGAGUUUGAUAAGCACGUGGAGCAUGAACCGCUGCUACGGCCGGAUAACUUUCAGUACAUCUGA